AUGCCCACGGGCUGGAUUCCCGUCAGCCACCCUCGAUCCCAGCUCAAGACGUGGCUGGCGAUUUAUGGCGGUAUUAAGCCUAAGCCGAUCAAGACGGUGAACAUUGCCAGCGUCGAUUUCGACUUGUACUUCGGAUUCGAUCUGAACAUGGGUUUGUUCGCGUACGUCGCUAAGCAGUUUGUUGUGAGCAUCAAGGGCGACUUGAAGCUGUUCUUCAAAGAACUUCCGUUUGACAACAGAAUCAACGACGAGUAG
Messenger RNA from Phytophthora nicotianae INRA-310, 255 nucleotides. RefSeq lists its product as hypothetical. Gene Ontology annotation, molecular function: hydrolase activity, hydrolyzing O-glycosyl compounds. Lineage: Eukaryota; Oomycota; Peronosporomycetes; Peronosporales; Peronosporaceae. The transcript has a single exon. The record is from RefSeq and is a predicted model, not a curated record. The coding region runs from base 1 to 255 and encodes 84 amino acids.